GAACAAUUUACACUGCGUUUUACAUAUUGCACAGAACUAAGUCUACAGAAAUCCUCAAUCGAAAUGCAUUGUGUUUGAUGGGGAGCACAGCAUCUAUCUAAUCAAAAGUCGCCGUGCAACGCCUGCCACAAGGAUCAGUGCUGAUUGGUCAAAAUUGAGUUUGUGCUGGUUGUAUAUAGCACAGGAGCUUUCCACCCCUUAUGGAUCGGAAUUUGCAAAGCUAGGACUCUUAUUAUUUCAACUAUCUUUGUGACAUGCACUCACUUUUGUGGAGGUCAAGAGGACACUACAAGUUUGUUUGGAAGAGUGCAGGAGUAAGGACAGUACUAUACCAAGGAAAGACAGGAUGCGGGAUGAGGAUCAAAUAUAAGGAGGGAAUCCAUUCGAAUACCAAAACAGAGGGAGCACACAUAUUGCAAACAAUCAGUUGAAGGCGAAGUGAAUGUCUGCGGAUAGUCGCUUGCAGUUCCAUUGCAUCGAGAACAGCAAGAAAUCGAGUCCCCGCCGAGGCUGUCUGCCAGGAAAAUGCAAAAGUACAGGCAACGUGUCGUUCGACACUCAUGGAGAAAACCUGAUUGUGUAUGCUAGGAACCUACGGGGCUAUAGAGGGGCUGAGUAAUCCUCGCAAGUUCCUACCAAACCAUCUUCGCCGCUCCCUCCGUCUCCCUAGCCAUCGCGGACUUACCUCGCUGCAUGCUCAGGAUGGUGCAAGAAGCAGAC
This is a messenger RNA of Guillardia theta CCMP2712, 720 nucleotides long. RefSeq lists its product as hypothetical. The transcript has 2 exons. The record is from RefSeq and is a predicted model, not a curated record. The coding region runs from base 443 to 619 and encodes 58 amino acids. Lineage: Eukaryota; Cryptophyceae; Pyrenomonadales; Geminigeraceae.